Messenger RNA from Micromonas pusilla CCMP1545, 537 nucleotides. RefSeq lists its product as uncharacterized. NCBI's taxonomy places the organism in Eukaryota, Viridiplantae, Chlorophyta, Mamiellophyceae, Mamiellales, Mamiellaceae. The transcript has a single exon. The annotation marks the transcript as partial. The record is from RefSeq and is a predicted model, not a curated record.
GACGAGGCGACGAUGGUGUGGUUCCUUCGCGACCGGAAGCUCGACGCGGACGCGGCGUCCGCGAAGCUCAUCAACUUCCUGAGAUGGAGGAAAGAGUUGGGCGCGAUCACGGACGAGGACGUGCGAUCGUCGUUGGAGCAAGGCGCGGCGUACGUCCACCCGCACCUGGACAAGGAAGGCCGCGCGUGCAUCGUCGUCGAGGUCGCGAAACACGUCAUCAAAGACCGCGACUUGGAGAUCUCGAAAAAACACGCCGUGCGAGCGGUCGAGCAGUGCAUCGAGAUGAUGGAGGCCGCGCCGAACGGCAGCGAGAGCAUAUACGCGGUGUGGGACAUGCAAGGCUUCUCCGGCGCGAACGCGGACUUGGACCUCGCGAAGUUUUGCAUCCUGGACGUGUUUCGCGAGUAUUACCCCAAGCGGCUGUCGCAAGUCGCGGCGAUCGACUCGCCGUGGACGUUCAAGCCGGUGUGGACGAUUUUGAAGCCGCUGAUCGGGAAGUACAGCAGCGUGGUGCAGUUCGUCACCGCGAAGGAGGUG